AUGGCCCCACCACAAGCCAAUGCAAAGACGGUGCAAUACCGCAGAACCCAUAAUCUACUUCUGGGCACCCGACUUCUCUCCCAACGGGGCACACCGUCACCGUUCACACUCAUUUUAGACAGCUUAGAACAGUCCUCUGCACCUCUAGUAGAAGAAUAUAUCUCCCGAGCAAAGCUACUACGGGUGAACAUAAUCUACAUCUCGUUCACCACACUCCGACCUCCAAAGAAUGUCACCAAAAUAUUAAAAGCCCGUGGUAAAUCACUGGAUGCUUUACAACGGGAACUCAUUGCUGCCACCACCCCAGCAACCGGCGGAGGACAUCCAGAUCCUACAAAGGUUCAAAAUAUGAUAAUCAUUGACUCUACAAACCAUUUGGUAUCAAUCUCCAGCGAAGAAGUAGGAGGUGCAAAAUCCAACAUGAGUCUUUCCUAUUUCCUAUCUUCAAUCCUCGCCCCAUCAGUCACAAUCAUAGCAACAUACCACACCGACAUCCCCCGAAUAUCUACAUCUACAAAUAACGCAUACAAUCCCGAUCCCCUAGAUCUUUUAAAAUACCUUUGUACAACUCUAAUAACUGUCUACUCCCCUUCCCACAUCUUUACCCAAAAGAGGGCAUUGGAUAAAUCACUACCACCCCCGAGUUUUGGACUUGACGAAGGAAUAGAAGGAUCAUUGACAAGUCUUGGUUCUAACACCGGAUGGUGUGAGACCUGUGGUAUCAACGAUAAAUCACGAGGGUUGAUAUACGAACUAGAACAUAGACGGAUGUCUGGUAGAGCUAUGAGCGAGUGGUUUUUCUUGUUAUGUCAUGCGCCUUCUAAAAAGUCGAAGGAGAGGUUGAUAUUACUUGAGGAUCAUCCGGCUUAUAAUCCUACUAUUGUCGAAGCUUCUUCUUCGGGGAAUGGGAGUGGAGGAGCGGUGGAAGAUAGUGAUCUUACGUUCUCAUUGGGGUUGACGGCGAAACAGAAGAGUGAUAGGGAAGGGGUGGUGUUACCUUACUUUGAUGCACAGAGUGAGGAAGGUGGGACUGGGGGUAGGAUAUUGUAUGUACCUGGGAGAGAGGACGAUUGGGAUGAUGAGGAAGACGAGAUAUAG
Messenger RNA from Orbilia oligospora ATCC 24927, 1098 nucleotides. RefSeq lists its product as uncharacterized. Bases 1 to 1098 code for a protein of 365 amino acids. NCBI's taxonomy places the organism in Eukaryota, Fungi, Ascomycota, Orbiliomycetes, Orbiliales, Orbiliaceae. Gene Ontology annotation, molecular function: tRNA binding. Gene Ontology annotation, biological process: tRNA wobble uridine modification. The record is from RefSeq and is a predicted model, not a curated record. The transcript is spliced from 2 exons. Gene Ontology annotation, cellular component: elongator holoenzyme complex; cytosol; nucleus.